GCCGGUGUUUCCGAGCUCACAGCGCAGUCGACAGACAGUGGGCGAACCGGAUGCUAAUUUGGUUCAAUUCCUUGCAGAGUGGUUUUAUGCUUCACAUGUAUCUCAGUGGAGGCGCCUCUGUCCUAGAAACUUUAUGGAUUCCGCUACAACCCUGUAAUUUUGAAAUACGCUCUGUAUUUGUCGUUUAAAGCCAUUUCACUUGCGCACGGGAUCUAGACAAUUAACUGGAAAAAAAAAUGAUUCCCCGAACGGGUGCGGGCUAUGGUGUGGAGGUCUGAGGCAUGGCCUGUUUCUGGGCCCCCUGGGUGAACAACACCCAGUAGCCCUGAGAUGAUGAGUGGCCCUCCGCCCUGGCACUCCUCUAAGUGAUGAAGACCCUUGCCAUCCUCCUCCUCACCCUGUCUGUCCUGUGCAGAACUGUGCUUGUGUCAACGAAGUCGGUGAAGCACACAGUGGAGGAAUGGAACAAAUACAGGAGCGAGUGCCUGCUGAGAAUGAGCACGGACCCCACAUCCCCAGGCUUAUUCUGCAGCCACAUGUUUGACAUGUACGCCUGCUGGCCGGAGGGCAUCCCCAACACCACCGUUAAAGUGCCCUGCCCGUGGUACCUCCCCUGGUACAACCAAGUUCGUAAUGGAUAUGUGUUGCGGGAGUGUGGGCCUGAUGGCCAGUGGGCCGUUAACAACACCAGUAGCACCUGGAGGGACCACUCCCAGUGCAACGCAGACAAUAACCAGCAGGUGGCACAGGAGAACCAGAUAGUGAUCUUGGCCUACUUCCGGAUGAUGUACACUGUGGGCUACUCUCUGUCCCUGGCCAGCCUUUCCCUGGCCCUUGUCAUACUGCUCAUCUUCAGGAAACUAAGGUGCACCAGGAACUAUAUCCACACCAAUCUGUUUGCGUCCUUCAUCCUGCGAGCCAUAUCCAUCCUCACCAGAGAUGCUGUUCUCACCAGGGACACCCCCGAGUUCAGAGACAACAGAGACGUGUCCAAUGUCCUCAGUGAUCAGGCUCUCUCUGGCUGCCGUGUGGCCCAGGUGCUGAUGCAGUACUGUGUGGGGGCUAACUACUACUGGCUGCUGGUGGAAGGACUGUACCUUCACAACCUGCUGGUGCUCAUGGUCUUCUCUGAGAACAGCUACUUCUGUGGAUACCUCUUCAUCGGCUGGGGAACCCCAGUGUUAUUUGUGGUCCCCUGGAUUAUAGUUCGGUACCUGUAUGAAAACACACGGUGCUGGGAGAUCAACGAGAACAUGGCACACUGGUGGAUCAUCCGCACACCCAUCCUCCUGGCCAUUCUGGUCAACUUUUUCAUAUUUAUUCGGAUCAUACAGAUCCUCGUCUCCAAAUUAAAGGCACGCCAAAUGAGGUACACAGAUUAUAAAUUCAGGUUGGCUAAGUCCACUUUGACCCUCAUCCCUCUCCUGGGCAUCCAUGAGGUUGUCUUUGCCGUGAUGUCAGAGGAACAGACAGAGGGCAUCCUCCGAAAUAUCAACCUCUUCUUUGAACUUUUCUUCAAUUCUUUCCAGGGUCUCCUGGUUGCCAUCCUGUACUGCUUCGUCAAUAAAGAGGUGCAGUCAGAGAUAAAGAAGAAGUGGCAGCGAUGGAAGCUGGGCAUGAACGUUCUGGACGACCUUCGCAACACCGGCAGCAACACGCUACAGGGGGGCACCAGCGGCGGGCAGUGCCACCAUGACCCGCCCUGCCAGCCUGACUGUCCACAGGAGGAUACCCACAACCUCUCCUCAGACGCCUCCGCCUCAGGGUCGCAUGCCCACCCAUGCCCACACCACCACCCAGGGGCCAAGAAGGGCAAGGCCUACUGCUACAUUUCCGCCCGCAAGCAGGUGCUGAACGGCCUUGAUGGAACUCCGCUGGGCAACGGGGGAGGAGAAGGAGUCAUCAAAUACUCUGAGAGCUACUGCUGAGUGGCCCUGUUGGGGUCUAAUGAGGGCUAACGAGUAGCUGGCUACCUUUGUCAUUUCUAGUGGAAGGAAUCCGAUCCAGACAAUCACCUGCUUCCAAUUCAGUUGUGUACUCCCAGAUCUAUGUGGCCUACUUGGUGUUUUGUGGAACCCAUGUCUUAAUAAUUUUGUGAACAUGAUCCGGGAAUCUUUGGAUGAUUGCCAGAAUGCCUUUUCUGCCCUGGCCAAUCAGGCUAUGUGUUGUGACUCUCAUAGGCUUCCAGUGGGAGAUAAGAUGACCCAUCCCAAGUGCAAUAUCGCCGCAAUCGACCCAGAUGUUGAGGAAAGCUACUACUUAAAUUAGGAAAUGAACACCGUCCAACCUUUAUCUGCUCAGAUUUGACUGUUUUGGGGGGGUUUGCCUCUUAGUUCUCUACCUCUCGCUCUACUUGUGGACAAAAUGGAAAGGUUACGUACCAACCGUGGACCGUCUUUUCAUGUGCAAUGGAUAUUAUAACAAUAGUUUGUUUUAUAUGUUGGUAUUGGAAAAAGUCUCUGUGAGGGACUUAGAGAAGGCAAGAGGUGAGCAAACCAAUAUUGUCUUCCCCUGUGAGUUAGCCACACACACACACACACACACACACACACACACACACACACACACACACACACACACACACACACACACACACACACACACACACACACACACACACACACACACACACACACACACACACACACUAUGGUUUCCCUAGGCAACUCUGUGUUUUGAAUUCCUCUCACCCAACCGUUGAAAACCUGUCAUGCCCCUUGCUCUCUAGUCAUACAUUUAUGGCAACCUUAUAGUCAUAGUUAUGGUAGCCUGUUACUCACCACAAAUGUUUUUUUUCUUGUAGCUUUUCCAGACUAACCACAACCACUUACCACCCAGCUGAAGGCUUUACAUCCUGCUGAACACAGGUCGUAACAUGCCAAGAUGGCAUCUCUCCUCUGCUUCUGGGGAUUAAGGUCCCAGCACCCCUGCUGCCAUGCAGCUGAAAUCAAAAUGGGGCAAUAGGAAAUGGCUCUCUACACGAUAGACCACAGCCACAAAAUACACAUUUAGUAUUCUGCUGCGUGCAUGUUGAUGGUAUGCUGUAGGUCUACAUGUCUGACGUCAUGUUUGCAAAGCUAAGAUCCAUUCUGUUCAUCCUCUGUGAAGAUGUCUGGUACGUUACAUACAUCUGUGUAAGGUUGCCAAAAACUCCAUGCUGGAAUCUGUAAGAAACAAAAUAUUUUGCACCCUCAGUGAAGUUUUGAAAUACCAAUUACCCAAUAUGAGUUUAGCUAAAGGUGCUUUAUUUUAACCCAGCUAACAAUCCCCCAGUCCUAUUUAAAGACUGGUUUCAAUCUAAAACUAGUACAGCACAACCCUAACUUCUCCAGAUAUAGCUUGACUACUCGGUGUGUAUGGAUCUGUCUGAGCGUCCAGAGCCCUCAAUUCAUUUUACUGUUUGUAAUUAGUCUCUUCUUGAGGGUCACAUUGCACCUAAUGGCUCCCCACCGGUUGAACAGGGGUUCUGUAUAAAUGUAGGCAAUUAAACCAGACAAUUUCCAACUUCCCUUUUGAAAUAGCUCCUCUAACCCGCAUACACAGAGGCCCCAUCUUCACACAUACCAAUGGAGUAAUGAGGUAGCCUUGUUUUUCUGUCUUCCCAUUCACUCCAAAUGGGGCUAACCCGUUACCCAAACAUGUCCACCAUCUCUCAGUGUCAUCAAAAUGUAGCACGUCAUACUAAUGAACAUGCAUUUUAUCACCAGGAGUAUUCCUACUAGGGUCAUUACUGGUGCUUGACAGAGGGGCCUCAACGCCUCUGGUGGCAUAGAUCAUUACCCUUGUGUGUGUGUGUGUGUGUGUGUGUGUGUGUGUGUGUGUGUGUGUGUGUGUGUGUGUGUGUGUGUGUGUGUGUGUGUGUGUGUGUGUGUGUGUGUGUGUGUGUGUGUGUGUGCGCGCAUGCUAUUAUCUUAAUUUCCAAAGUGGCUUGGCUGAUCCUCACAACUGAAAUAGCAUUCACAAACUGAGCAUUGCACUUCACAAAUAUCUUCUAGUAUAAUGUACCUUUGGCAACAUGCACGCGUAGCCUUUGGAAUUUCUUUGGCAAACAUUACAAAAUACUGUGUUGUUUGUAAAACAGCUUAUGUCAGACAUUGACCGUUCAAUAAAAAAAACGACCAGAUGUAGCAUAUAGUUAGUUAGCAUUGCUAGUAUGUGUUACAGUGGUGCCGUGACCUGGAUCUAGAGAGUGGACCCAGUAAACCGAGGUCAAAGGGAGGUAGAUUCAGUGGAUGCUUAUGUUAGAACCUUGCAGUGGGUUAGGACUGUACUGUCACCCUGGACCCAAAAUACAUUGGGUCCUUUGUGGCAGAGAGGUGGAACAUGUCACAUAAACGGACAUGACCUUCUGACGUGACUCCACAUGUUCUAUAUACCUGUCAACGGGUGAACUUGGAGCACUGACACUCAAAUGAUAUUUAUCUCUGUGUGAGUAGGUUAUCAUCACAGGGAGAUUACUGUACAAAGAGCAGCACUAAAUCUCACAUGUGACAUGAAUGGACACUAUUUUUACUCACUUUUUAUUUACACAUUUGUUAUUUAAAUUAAAUUAUUCUUAAUCUGA
Oncorhynchus keta (chum salmon) is the source of this 4564-nucleotide messenger RNA. RefSeq names its product glucagon receptor-like. Bases 369 to 1928 code for a protein of 519 amino acids. The transcript is spliced from 14 exons. The record is from RefSeq and is a predicted model, not a curated record. Gene Ontology annotation, molecular function: gastric inhibitory peptide receptor activity; G protein-coupled peptide receptor activity; peptide hormone binding. Lineage: Eukaryota; Metazoa; Chordata; Actinopteri; Salmoniformes; Salmonidae. Gene Ontology annotation, biological process: adenylate cyclase-modulating G protein-coupled receptor signaling pathway; cell surface receptor signaling pathway. Gene Ontology annotation, cellular component: plasma membrane.